Molecule: messenger RNA, 2476 nt
Organism: Trichoplusia ni (cabbage looper)
Lineage: Eukaryota; Metazoa; Arthropoda; Insecta; Lepidoptera; Noctuidae
Gene: PCID2
Product: PCI domain-containing protein 2 homolog
Exons: 3
Coding region: 192-1385 (397 amino acids)
Biological process (GO): transcription elongation by RNA polymerase II; post-transcriptional tethering of RNA polymerase II gene DNA at nuclear periphery; poly(A)+ mRNA export from nucleus
Cellular component (GO): transcription export complex 2
Molecular function (GO): double-stranded DNA binding; RNA binding
Source: RefSeq, a predicted model, not a curated record
AGUUUGACAACCUACAAUAAUUAAUCACACUCACAGUAGAUUUGGGUAAUGCUGUGUUAGCUGUGUAUUAGAUCAUUUACGUAUAUAUUUUUGAUAAAUAUAAUCGAUUUUAACUGAAGUGAAAUAUAAUACUUUCGUAAACUCACUAUCUACAGUUUUUCUUACGAAUUAUGCGUAUUUGAUCAUCUAAAAUGUCGCUUGUUACCGGCACUCUCAAUCAGUACAUACAAUUUGUUGAGCGUAUGUUUAGGACCUCUCAAGGGAACAUACUUGCUCGCUUGUUAAGUCUAAGAGAUGAUCAUGUUGCCAAUAGAAACCUGCUGUCGAGUGACAUUGCUACCCUUGUUGAAGGGAAUUGUGUCGCUCCAUUGGAUGAAAUAAUCAUCAGUCAUCUCUUGUGCGUUAAAUCACUGUAUAUGAAAGACUUCAUAGAUGCCUAUGCCCAUCAAAGUGCUUGUGUGGGCUCGGUAGUGCGGCUACUGCAGGCGCAGAAGGAGGUCAACUGGGGUUUGCCGCUCAUGUAUACAGUCUGCUUGGAUCUCAGGCUUGUAGCUCAGAAAGCUGAAGCUCGCACACCCCAAAGUAAUGGAAAAAUUCUUGAAAAGGCAGCAGAGUGUCUGCUCGCCUGCUUCAGGGUGUGCGCCGCAGACAAUCGCUCAUCAGAUGCUGAUACGAAAAGAUUGGGAAUGUUGAACCUAGUCAACCAACUACUCAAAGUAUACUUUAGAAUCAAUAAGCUUCAUUUAUGCAAACCAUUGAUAAGAGCCAUUGACUCUUCACCGUUCAAAGAUCAGUUUCCAUUAGCUCAACAAAUUACGUACAGAUAUUUCGUCGGACGAAAGGCUAUGUUCGAUUCUGACUAUCGCUCUGCUGAUGAAUAUCUGGCAUUUGCAUUCCAAAAUUGCCACCGAAAUAGUUUAAGGAACAAGCGACUGAUUCUGACUUACUUGGUGCCUGUUAAAAUGCUUCUGGGUUUUAUGCCGGCUAAACAUUUGCUACAGAAAUAUGAUCUGCUACAAUUUUGGGAUCUCGUUUCUGCAGUGAAAAAUGGAGAUCUCCGAGGUAUUGACAAAGUGAUGGAAGAACACGAAAACUUCUUCAUUAGGGCUGGUAUAUACUUAAUUGUUGAAAAGUUGAAGAUCACUGCCUAUAGGAAUCUGUUCAGGAAAGUGUAUUUAGCAGAAAAUACACAUCAGAUUGAUAUUGCUUGUUUCCAAGCUGCUUUAAAGGUAAUGGGACAAGAUGACGUGGAUUCCGAUGAAACUCAAUGUAUUGUGGCCAAUUUGAUCUUCGAUGGCAAAAUUAAGGGGUACAUUUCGUACCAACACAAAAAAGUUGUGGUGAGCAAGCAGAAUGCUUUUCCACCGUUAUCAAGUCUUUAUUAGUUUAGCGCAGGCCCUAGCGAGAUGGAGCAAGAUGAUUCCGAAUAAGCGGUUUAAAAUAUACAAAACAAGGACGAAGAGUACUCGCACUGGGUAAAAAACAUUCAAAGCAGUAUUUUUGCAGCCAAUCAAUUUUUCGGCUCAAUGUGUCCACUACUCAAUUCAUAAACGACACUUUUUCGAUGUUGAUGUUGUCACGAUUUAUUAUACUUACCAAAAUUACAAUUUGAUAUGCACCAAUUUGCAACAUAAAAAUAUGAAUGUUAGUGCUGUUUCUGACGUUGUUUUAAAACUGUUUAAACGUAGAUAUUCGGAAUUACGUAGUCGUAAUAAAACUUAAUGUUACGAUUUUCUCCACUUGUUGUUUAUUAGGGCCUACAUUAGUUGUAAACUAAUGAAAAUUAGUUUUUAAGAAAAUUGUAUUUUUGCUAAUCUGAACGAACGAAACAGGGUAAGUCUGUCGUCGGACUUUUGAUAAAAGAAGUGCCAGUGAAAGUUAAAUUAAGAAAUCGGUUUGGGUGGGUGUAAGCCGGGAAUUAGCAUUAUGUGAUGUUAUCAUCAUUUUAGCUGACGUCUAACGUAGCUUUUGUAUGGUUUAUGCUCCCAACCACGUUGUUAUGGACUUACUUCAGAUAGCAUAUGAGGAAUCUGAUUGGGCUUGCUACUCCAGGCAGUAUAAUCAGUGCAUUAUUGGACUCUGAAUUUGAAAGAGAUUUUGUGUAUUGCAUAUUAAAUAUUGUGUACUCUACUCUUGCAUUUAUUCAUGUAAUAUUAUUGAAUGUCAUAUUACUGAAAAUAGUGUUAACAGGAUGCAUAAUGCGAACACUAGGUGUUGCCUGUUCAUAAUUUUAUUAGUUUUAUGCAUAUUUAUUGUAGUAGUAAUUAUGUGAAGAUAAUGCUGUAGUGCUGAAAUGAAAUUUAGUCAAUCUGUAUUACAAACAAUUUAUCCGUAAUAUGUGUAACCAAAGUAUGUACUUUAUAUUUAUUUGCUAUCCUUAGUAGUACAGACCCUUCACCAAUUAGCGCUUGAUUUAUAAUCUUGGUUUGUCAGAUUGAAGAAACGAUUGUGAAAUAAAAACUCAAGGACAUGAAAA